AUGGCAGAAGGGGAACCCAUCAAUGGCUACUGCAGCAGCAGUGGCGAAGAAGACGGUGACGCAGCAUGGAGAGCCGCCAUCGAUUCCGUUGCCGGAACUUCCUCCUAUGUCACUUCCUUCAUGAAUGGAGCUUCCGCCACCAACAACAGUGACCCCAAGAAGCAUAGUGACCAAAACCCUAAAACCCCAAAGUUAAAGCAUUACCAACUAAAGGCACAAAAGCUCUUGGAUGAAAUGUUGGAAAAUACUAUAGAGAUAGUUAAAGCUCCUGUCCUUCACCAAGAUGAGGAUCCUACUAUCAAUGAUUGCGGCAUUCGAUUGUUUAAACAUUCUAAACCAGGAAUUAUUCUUGAUCAUGCAGAUGAACCUCAACCGCCAAGGAAACGGCCUAAAAUAGUUCCGGGAGAAGAUAUUGAUGAGAAAUCGAAAAAGUUUAGAAGAAGGAUUCAGUCUAUUGUUGUAGAUGGGAAAGAUUUAAUUGCUGCAGCAAAUAAUGCACACAAGAAGUCAUUGGCUAGACUAGAAGCUAAAGAAGCUGCAGCGAAAGCUGCAGCCAAGAGAGAGGAGGAAAGAGUUGAGAAAUUGAAAAAGAUUAGGGGAGAGAGGUGGCUACCGUCUAUGGCCAAGGAGAUGAACGUUAAACAUUAA
Messenger RNA from Lathyrus sativus (Indian pea), 648 nucleotides. Lineage: Eukaryota; Viridiplantae; Streptophyta; Magnoliopsida; Fabales; Fabaceae. The record is from the annotation of a GenBank genome assembly.